AUGAACGGUCCGUUUAUGCUCAAUCUCACCAACACCACCAAUUGGUUGGAGUUUAUUCAUGAUCGUAUUGGCUAUUUCAGAAAGGAAAGAGAAGCCGAAGAGCAGAACCAGGAUGCUGAAUUGGACGGUAGUAAGGAGAUCGUAACACCACAGCUCAGAGAAGAAAAGAAAGAUUAUGAAAAUUACUUGAGCUCUUACUAUAACAAUGGCUUUGGCAAGAUGCCAAAAGCAAAAGCUGUCGAAAAUAACAAGUACUCUGCUGGUUACGAUUUCACUGCUGCCAAAGGAGAUAAAUUGACACCAUUGGCACGAAUUUGGGUCGAUCGAGACAAGAAACAAAGAAAACAAGCCAAACUGACUGGUGCUUCCUCUGCCACCGACAGUAAGGAAGAACAAGAACUCGAGUCAUUGUGCUUUUUGAUUAGAGAACAUUUUGAUUUUGAGUUAAAAUUCCACAUUAUUUGCAUGCUUCCAACCUAUACUGAGGUCAGCAACAGACGCGACUACCCUCACAAGAAAUUGUUCAGCACUUACUUUGGUGGAGAGGAAUCAACAGUCUACAGUAUUAGGCGAGAUCCUCUUUUGGUCACUUAUCACAAAUAUCGUCUCAUUUCCAAGAGUUUUAAUGUCAGAAUGCAACAUUAUUUAAUGUCAUCACAUAAUGGUUGUGAUGAAUUGAACAUGGCAAACAUGUUUAUGCAUUUGUACAAUCAAAGAACAAAUCAAAUGGAAAUAGAGGGAGAUUUCAACUCCUUCAUGUCAAAGAUGGCUUAUUUGUUGUGCUUUAUCCACACCAAGAAGCUGUAUUUGGCUAAAAAAGUUCUUGACUUUGAGCAUACAAGCAUUUAUAAUGAGUUCCCUAAGGUAUUCAAUUGCUUAAAGUCAUGCUGGAAUGAGCUGUAUAGAUUGAAAACUGAUAUGGAUUUGGGUACCUUUGUAUUGAAUGGUUCCAUUCCAUACUACAGAAUGAAUUACUAUCAAAGUUUAAUAGAUUCCGAUAGUGAAGAUGAAGAGGAAGAUGGAAAGGAAACGAACAACAAGGAAGCUUCUACCACUGAGCAAGAUACCGAGUCAGAUGCAACAAGCAAAAAAGUUGAGCAUGACGAAAAUCUAUCUCAAGAUGCCUUGAAUGAUGGCAGUCUCAGUGUGAAUCUAAGAGAAGAUGUUGGCGUCACUUCUGAAACUUUGGACCUCAUUGAUGACGAAAGCAAGAUGGCUGUUGCCAAUAAGGGUCUCAUGCAAGAUGAUGACAUCACUACUGAACAAGAUAAUGGUUUUUUCGAUGCAAAGGAUAAUGCGACUGCAGAUAAUGAAGAGGAUGAAGAAGUAACCGAGGAAACUCUCAUGAACGAAAUCGACACAAGAGCCACUUCGAACACCCUCUCCACCAAUAUUUCAUUCAACAGAUUAUUUCUCAACUCUUCUCAAAAACAAGAUUUGGAGUACCAGAGAAUCCAAAAGCAAAUGGCCAAGAAGUUCAACGGUUUACAAGUUGAAGAUGGAGAAUUUAAAGUUGAUUUUGAAAACAAUGACUUGAAAGUCGUUAAUCCAAGAGAAUUGUACAACCAAUUUUUCCAUAAGGCAGGAGAUAUACCAGCAGUGUAUAGAUACGAAACCUACUCAUCAUUGAGCACUUUCUAUCAAACCAUUGCUCCAAUUUAUUCGUAUGAGACAUACUUGUGUGCUCUUUUGAGACUCAAAUUACGCACAAUACUUCCAGCCUUAUUCAAUAGCGAUUUUUAUGCUGACAACUAUCAAAUCUUCCGUUCUUUGACUUUAGUGAACUUGACUUAUUGCAAUUCUUUCAACAACUUGUUACUUCAUAUUUUACUUGAAAAUGGAAAGGAAGUACCAAAAGAUGUCACUAUCAAAGAGAAUGCUACAUUUACCUCAACAUGUGGAAUUCAAGAGUUGUCUUUUGUUAACUUUACGUUUGACCAAUUGUUAGUUAUUUUCAGCAAUGAUCGUUCCUACUACCCCUCAUCGAGCAAUUAUGAUUCUCCAACAAAAGAUCCAUGUGCCCUUAAAGGCUUGAAUAUUUUCGCCAAAAUGGAUGAAGCAAAGAAAAACUAUAUUUUCUCUUCUCUUGGAAACACUGUUUCUCGUGUGAAUUUAUACUUUUAUGGUGAUUACAUUUACACACUUUCUCCAGAGACAUUCUUAUUCUCCAAUUUCACACCUAACGUAACCGAUCUCAGAAUCUCUGCAAAGACCAGAGAAAACAGCACUGUUGGUGCUCAAGUGAACACUGUAUGCAAUUCGUGUGUGGGUGAAUUUAGUGCCGAAUAUUUCCAGAAACGUUUCAAAAAAAUCAUCAUGUUGGCAGAAGGAAAGCCUCAAAAAGAAGUGAAUUGGAAAGCUGGUAAUGACGUUUCUUAUCAACAAGAUGAGGAAGGAGGUUUGAAUAAUGUCCUAUUCAAUCCAAAACUUCCUGUAGUUGAGGAAGACGCUGUGCCUUCUAGCUCACCAACUCUCACUCUCAGAAUCAUGUUGAUGUGUCAAAUGACCAAGGAUCUUUUGAAUACAUUCCUUGAACAUUCGGGAUUGAUUUUCGAAAAGUUGCCAAUAUCCAACUUCCUUCUUACUCAAUCCAACGGUUUCCCAAUUGCUCAAAAGAAGGCCUUUAUCGACACAUUAUUGAAUGAUCGCAAGCUUCCAUUGAAUGCCAUUGAUACGUUUUCCUAUGAUUUCACUGAAGAGAAACGUAUCCUUGAAGAGUAUUUGGUUUACCUUGCCAACAGCAACGAUGGCCGUUUGUUAGGUCUAGAAAAUAUCUCUGGUGAUUCCACAUUUACUUGGUUGAUGACCUUAAUGUAUUAUGGAUGGGAUUUCUUGAAGGAUAAUAGAGUAUUCGAAGAAUUAAUGUUGGGUGCUCAAUUGAGUUGUGGUCGGCUCGGAAAUAACAGUACUGAAGGAGAAUCUUGCGCAGCCCUUACAGAGCUUUUUAUGGCCAAGAUGUUUUAUGAGAACAUGGACAAGAAAUCAUUUAUUGACUUUUUGCUCACCAAAUGCAAAUUCAACUACAGUGGAGACAUGGAACAGUUGUUGGAGCAAGUAGAAACUGAGUGCUCUCAACAAGACUUCCAACUUUUGGAGAAGUGCGAAACUGAGGACGAUCAAACCAAGAGAAAUCUUCAGCUAUUCUUUACUUACAUUACUCGACCAAAGAAAGAUGUGGCUACUUUUGAAAGUCAAGUUCUUCAAUUAACCCCAGAUAAGCUCUUUGUCUUGUUGAUUACUGCAGUGUCAGACCGAGAUUUGAAGAAAUUUGACACCAUCUUGACAUUGGGGCAUUCGAUCAAGGACUUUAAUCAAGUUUUCGACAAGACUACUCGCAUGCAAAUAACAAAUAGAUAUAGCCAAAAUGAUAGCUAUGCGCUCUCAUUACCAUCCUACAAAUACACAUCCUCUGGUGUAGACAAGGUUGACAUUGUCAAUUCCAAAGCACUUCAAUUGAAGUUCAGCAGAAGAAAGCAGGCUUUAAGAAUGAUUUAUGAACAAGGACUUCCAUUGGAUCACACAUUCUCCAUUGCUGAACUUGACAAUACCAUUAUUGACACAGAGAUGGAUACCCUUGAGGUUACUCUUUUCCACUACCUACUCGUCUCAGCCAGCGUGCCUAAUAGCGUUGUCCUCACUGUUCUUGAACGAUUAAGCCCAGAACAAUUAUUGUUCCAAGAUACAAAUGGUAAUAAUGCACUCCACCUUUCUGUGAUGCAAUUAUUCACUUAUCAAGAACUUUAUUCUAUCAUGUUGAAGAAACAACCAAAGCUUGUCAACAUGAUGAACAAUGAACUCAACACCCCACUCCACUUUGCUUGCUAUCAAAGUGUUGAUACUUUAUUCAUUGUUGGUAAACGAUUGGUACAAGAAUACAAUGGCAGAACUGACGUGGUAAAUGGCCUCGGCUUGACACCUUAUGAAGUGGCUGCCGCAAGUAUUUUGAGAGAUGUAUUGAGUGGUGGAAGCGGUGUCUCUGGUUGGAGUCACUUUGAUUUGAGUUGGCUUUUACCUCCAAAAGGACAAACCAAAGAGGAAAUGUUUAAACAGAUGCUGCAAAGAAAGUAA
This is a messenger RNA of Naegleria lovaniensis, 4068 nucleotides long. RefSeq lists its product as uncharacterized. The transcript has 6 exons. NCBI's taxonomy places the organism in Eukaryota, Heterolobosea, Eutetramitea, Acrasida, Naegleriidae. The record is from RefSeq and is a predicted model, not a curated record. Bases 1 to 4068 code for a protein of 1355 amino acids.